CCGGAACUACUGUGUGGAUCGGUAACGUUAGCUGCUGAAGACAGGCUGCGUGUUUCUGUCAUUUCCAGCUUAUUAAACCCAUACAGACAGUUAUUGUGUCAUAUUUACUGUAGAUUCCUUCACAUCUUCAGACUAAUGCAACACAACAUCGCUGAUUGUUCCUAGCUGCUGUUAGCUGCCGUCAUCUUGCUGAGGACAGGUCUCACAUGAGGUUGCUCUCUGUCCACUGAAGGGAUGGCCAGUCCAAAUGAUCUACAAUUCCAAGAGUUUGAGGAAGCUGCAGAGCUGCUGUCUGCAGACCCAGGCGCCUCCACACUCAGCAUACCUGCCACUAACUCCCCCACCUCAGCAUCUGGAGGAGGAGAGGAUGUAAAACUGGACCUAUCGGAGGAUGAGGAGGGUCACGAGGAGAGCUCAGAGCUCUUAGGAGGACAGAAACCAGGUGGCAGCUUCUGGACCUUUGAGUACUAUCAGUCUUUCUUUAAUGUGGACACGAUGCAGGUACUGGACAGAGUAAAGGGGUCAGUAAUGCCGCUACCUGGAAGAAACUUUAUUAAACACCACCUUCGGAGUAACCCAGAUCUGUACGGUCCGUUCUGGAUUUGUGUGACGCUGGUGUUCUCGGUGGUGAUCAGUGGGAACCUCUCCACCUUCCUCAGUAAGAAAGGAGACCCUAACUACCACUACAGGCCACAGUUCCACAGAGUCACCAUAGCUGCAGUCGUGAUCUUCAUGUAUGCCUGGCUGGUGCCCGUUGGUUUAUGGGGUUUCCUGAAAUGGAGACAAAGCACCGAGAGGCAGAUUGGAGGUUAUUCCAUCCUGGAGACUGUGUGUGUUUACGGCUACUCCCUGUUCAUCUACAUCCCCACCUCAGUUUUGUGGAUCAUUCCAUACGAGUGGGUGCACUGGACGCUGAUCCUGGUUGCCAUGGUGAUCUCCGGCUCGGUCCUCGUCCUCACCUUCUGGCCCGUCGUCCGCGACGACACCAGGGUGAUGGCGGUGGCCACGGUGGCGACCAUCGUGGUUCUGCACACGCUGCUGGCCGUCGGCUGUAAGCUCUACUUCUUCCAGACAGCAGACCCCGUACAGAAACCUACGACUCCUCCUCCGAUUCAUGUAACACUGAACACCACCAAACCCCACUGACCCAUCUAGAGCAGGGACGGAAGAAGUGAAGGCCGUCUGAUAGAUCUGGAUUAAAAACUAAAAACCAAGUACAUUCUUUCUGAGGCGAUGUUGAUUAUUGCCGUGGUGUGAGUGCUAGUCUGCUUCCUUGAUGAAGCGCUGGGUGGGUGAGUGUGUGGCUCUAAUUUAUCCUGAGGUGGUUCAAUGCUGACUGAAUGAACCACGUUUCUACUGUGACGUUUCAGAAUGUAUUGCAUCCUAAAGGUCUGGCAUGACUUCCUGAACACUGAAGAAACGCAAGUUAAAAAGCAGAACAAGAAGGCAAGAACGUCAUUAAACCAUUCCUAGUUAGAUAAAUCCAUUGUUGGUUUGGUACAGAAGGUUCCGAUCCAAGAAAGUGAUGAGAAAGCAUCUAGACCAGGGGUGUCCAACAUGCGGCCCGUGGGCCAAAACUGGUCCUCCAAUCCGGUCCUCAAAGCGUCAAAUUUUCAGAGAAGACAUUAACUGCAGAUUGUAAAUUAGUAAAACUAUAAAUUUAAAACAAUUUCUAGACCAUGACAAGUUGUUUGGAUCAGAAAGUGAAAUACUAGGUUGUUCAUUGUUCUUUUUGUCAUUUUGUCUCGUUUUUGUAACAUUUUGUCUUGUUUUUUGUUUUUUGUCUGACUUUUGUCGUUUGUCUCAUGUUUUUGUCAUUUUGUGUUUCCUUUUUGUCUCACUUGUGUUUUUUUCUUAUUUUGUGUUUUGGUUUAUUUGUUGUUUUGUGCAUCGUUUGCGUCAUUUAGUGUUUUUUGUCUCGCUUGUGUUGUCUACUUUUUUGUCAUUUUAUUUCUCGCUUUUGUCAUUUUUGGUCUCAUUUUUGUAAUUUUUUGUCAAAUUUUUGUCAUUUGUCUAUUUUUUUUCUCUUUGUUACUUUUUUGUCAAAUUUUUUGUCUCUUUUUGUUUUGUGUCUCAUUUUUGUAAUUUUGCAUUUCAUUUUUUAAAUAUUUUUUCUAUCUUUUGAUCAUAAAGUAAAAUCCUGUCAUUCAGUUCCAGAUACCUGCAACUAAAUGUUGUGUUCCUUUGUAGACACUCUGUGAUCUGGAAGUUGUAAUGUGGAAAUUAUAAACUGAGGCUGAAUGUUGCUGAAAUUGAAUUUAUUUUUCUUCAGAAAUUUCAGGUUGUUCAGGAUGUUUUGUAAAAAGAUAAUUCCUUUAAUGUGACCAUAUUCAGAAUGGUUUUUUUUUUUUUUUGCACUAAAACAAAGGAACCAUUAGGAGUUGUGGUUAUUUAUAGGUUAUUCUGCUGUGGUUUUACUGGUCCGGUCCACUGGAGAUCAAACUGGGCUGAAUGUGGAACCUGGAAUAAGAUGAGUUUGACAUCCCUGGUCUAGUUUGAACACUGUGCACCUCCCCUCUAAAUCUGCUGAAACUAAAAUGCUUGUGGCUUGUUGUGACCAAAGCAGCGCAAACUCAGUUCUGUAGACAGUAAAAUGCAGCAUGUUCUGUAUCCAAUUGUUAUUACUUUAAUUAACUGUACAGUUUAUAAACAGGAAACUGGAUCCUGAACCCGGUAGAGAAAGGAAAACACUCCAAGUUGACAGACGUUUUUGGUGAGCUGUAAGUUCUAGAUAUCCACAGCAAGUCCACAAUGGUGUAAAAGUUGCUCAAAAUGACUCAGAAUUUGUCCAAAAUGACUGAAAAGUGGUUUGAAAUUACUUAAAAUUGGUCCAAAAUGGUUGAAAACUUGCCCAAAAUGACUCAAAAUCUGUCCAAAAUAAAAAGUGAUUAAAAAUUACUUAAAAUUGGUCCAAAACGGUUUAAAAGUUUCUGUAAAUUCUGGAUAUCCACAGCAGGUCUCUCCCAGCAGAGGAAUCAUCACAUGAACGUUCAGUUUGUAAUCCUAAAUCAUCGUUUAUAGUUACAGAUUGGAUGGACUGUGUUAUGUAGGUGUUAGGUCUGUGACAACAGAAGGCGUCCUGGACACACUCCUUUGGUUCCUUCAUUCCCUAAAGGUUGAAGGAGCGUUUCUUUUCUUAGCUAGCUCUUUAUUUAUGAAGUGAAAGCAAUAUGUGGUGUUAGUUUUUUUAUGUAAUCACGUGUAGAGAGCGCCCCCUGCUGGGAUGGAGCUGUUGUGCCAAUUAGAGAUCUAGAAUUACCUUCGUUUGUGUGUGUUGAUGGUGAAUUUGCCAAAACACACACUAAGAAAGAGUCACCUUGGAGUGCUGCCCUGGUUUUUACAGUUUAGAAAAUAGUAGAAAACUGAUAAAUUAUGGCUAUCACAGCUUCUCAAAGCCCAAAGUGACCUCUUCAGGUUACUUACCAAAAGACGUUUGAUUCACAAUUAAUUUACUGCAGAAGUCAAAGAAAAACAUGAUGUUUUAUUAUUCUAGAUUUUAAGGUCUAUACACCUCAUUGGGCUCCUGUUAUCAUUAAAAAAUCAAAGAUGUAAACAUUAGCAAUAGUUCUCACAGGAAGUAGAAUUUGCCAUCAUUCAUUUUAUUAUUUUUUGCUGCACUUUUUCCAUUUUCACAUCAUGUUGGUCAAAAUGUAACCCGAGGAGGUCAAGUGUGGGAAAACUGUUCACUAAUAUACAAUAAUAUCUGUGUCUUUCCCUGGCGUGUAAAGCGUUACUUUAGUGCGACACGUCAAAAUGGCUUGUUGCAGAAAGUCAAGGUCACCUCAUGACAAACUCUAGUGAUCCUCUAAACGCUCAUCUAACACCAGAACACGUCAAAUCAUCCAGUACUUCCCUCCAAAACAAAAACAUGGCUACUAACCCUAGUUCCAAUGAACAUGGUAACGUUUUACCUGCUAAACAUCAGCAUGUUCUCCUUCUGUUAGCAUGCUGACAUCAUUCAUGGAGCUGCUAGCAUGACUGUAGAUGCUUCCUCGAUUAACAACAUAAGCAUUAAACAAUGCAUCAAUAUUUAAUCAUUUCCAUUCAGCGAAACCUCAGUCUCAGAUAUGCAUAAAGCAGAACCUGCUGCUCAACAUAUCUAUAGACAAGGAUCAGCAUAAAAUUGGUCUAAAAUGGUUUAAAGUAACCAAAAUGACUCAGAAUGUGUCCAAAAUGACAAAAAGUAGUCCAAAAUCACUAAAAAGUGGUUCAAAAUUACUUAAAAUUGGUCCAAAAUGGUUUAAAAGUUGCCCAAAAUAACUUAGAAUUUGUUGAAAAUUACAAAAACUGGUCCAAAAUCACUAUAAGCAUUAAACAAUGCAUCAAUAUUUAAUCAUUUCCAUUUAGUGAAACCUCAAUCUGAGAUAUGCAUGAAGCAGAACAAGCCACUCAACAUAUCUAUAAAACAGGAUAGAAAGUUCUGCGGUGUUUCCUCCUAACAACUCAUUCUGUCACGUGUGAAGGAAGCCAUCCCAGACUGUGGAGAACAGGAACGAACUGAAACUGGAAAGGGACUCAUCGCCUUCCUAAACCUUCCUGAAUGGCUUCAGUUGCUUCUUUGAACAGAUGAUCUAUUGUAAAGUGAGGAAAAGGUUUAUGUCUACAGAACUAUUUAUUCUCUGCUGUGAUGCGAGUUAGAGUGUUUGUUAAUAAAACUUAGAAUCUUU
Molecule: messenger RNA, 4667 nt
Organism: Amphiprion ocellaris (clown anemonefish)
Lineage: Eukaryota; Metazoa; Chordata; Actinopteri; Pomacentridae
Gene: yipf2
Product: Yip1 domain family, member 2
Exons: 9
Coding region: 235-1146 (303 amino acids)
Biological process (GO): vesicle-mediated transport
Cellular component (GO): Golgi apparatus; membrane
Molecular function (GO): small GTPase binding
Source: RefSeq, a predicted model, not a curated record